AUGUCUGCUAGAACCGAGUUGUCCGCGUCCGACCUGCAAGAGAUCCUUGCGUUCACGGUCAAGCUCGCGCGCUCGGCCGGAGCAUUGAUACUCGAAGGCUCGGAGGCCAUCCGCGCGUCGGGGCACGUCGACGAGAAGAAGAACUCGGUCGACCUCGUCACGGAGUACGAUGUGCGGGUGGAAGAGCUCGUCAAGAAGGAGCUGGGCUCGCAUUAUCCCACGUUCAAGUUCAUAGGUGAAGAAUCCUACGCAGCAGGCUCCCGACAACCCCUCACAGACGAGCCCACAUUCUGUGUCGACCCGAUUGACGGUACUACGAAUUUCAUCCAUGGUUUCCCUCAUGUCUGCAUCUCGCUGGGCCUGAUCUACAAGCGCACGCCCGUGCUCGGCGUCAUUUACAAUCCAUUCCUCGAGCAGCUCUACACCGCUGUCAAGGGCCACGGCGCGUUCCUUGCCCAGGGCGCACGCCUUGCCGCGCGCCUCCCGCUCGCUCAGCCCCGCCCGCUGCCGUCGCUCUCCCAGGCGCUCAUCGGAGUCGAAUGGGGCUCUGACCGCUCGAGCAACGGGAUCCGCGUGAAAGGUGAGUCGUUCAAGCGCCUUGCGGGGAACCCGAAGGAGGGCGUAGAGGGUGGGCGCAUGGCGCACUCCCUGCGCUCGCUCGGCAGCGCAGCGCUCAACUACGGGCUUGUCGCGCAGGGCGGUAUGGAUAUCUAUUGGGAGAUUGGGUGCUGGCCUUGGGAUAUCUGUGCUGGUGCAAUAAUCGCUCAGGAAGCGGGAUGCUUUGUCGCAGGGUCGCACGAUGCGCCGUUGGACAACGUUGUCAACGAGGACAUUCUCGUGGGGCGGAAGUACAUUGUCAUCAGAGCAAUUGGCGACACUGAGACUGAGAAGGGCGUCGACGCGCAGAAAAGGCUCAUUAAGGAGUUCUACGAGACCGUAGAGGAUAUCGAACCUAACUAG
This is a messenger RNA of Sparassis crispa, 960 nucleotides long. RefSeq names its product Protein qutG. The record is from RefSeq and is a predicted model, not a curated record. Gene Ontology annotation, molecular function: inositol monophosphate 1-phosphatase activity. Gene Ontology annotation, biological process: signal transduction; inositol metabolic process. The transcript has 7 exons. Lineage: Eukaryota; Fungi; Basidiomycota; Agaricomycetes; Polyporales; Sparassidaceae. The coding region runs from base 1 to 960 and encodes 319 amino acids.